Zingiber officinale is the source of this 721-nucleotide messenger RNA. RefSeq lists its product as uncharacterized. The transcript has a single exon. NCBI's taxonomy places the organism in Eukaryota, Viridiplantae, Streptophyta, Magnoliopsida, Zingiberales, Zingiberaceae. Bases 87 to 557 code for a protein of 156 amino acids. The record is from RefSeq and is a predicted model, not a curated record.
CCCUCACGGUGGAUACAUCCCCAAGGCAACCCACGCCAUCCUUUCUCUAUCUUUUCCCUCCCUGGCUUCUCCGCGCAUCGUGAGGCAUGGCCGCGCUACAGGCAGAAGCUGCUCACUCACUCCAAUUCUCGCCUCCGGCCGCAUCUCGUCCGCCGGAGGAGCCCAAGGACGGUAAAGACGACCAUCCCUUCUUCUCUUGGCUCUCCCUCGCCGCCUUCGCCUUCUUGACCUUCAACACCGCCAUCGCGGUGCGUAGGUCGAUCGACGACCCCGGGGCCCUCGCCUUCACCGUCGCGUCCUACGUCGACCUCCUCUGCUUGUUCUGGUGCCUGAGGAGAUUCGAGUGGGCCAACGAGCGGGACAAAGGGUGGCUAAAAAUGGCUAUCUGGCUGCUGGCCUCGCUGCUCACCGGAAUGUUCAGUUAUAAGGUGGCGGCGGUGAUGCCAUGGCCGGUGGCGGCGAUCUUGUGGGGUAUGAACUGUGCGACAACAAUGGGCGGCUUUUAUGCGUUUUUCCUGCAUAGGGAAAACUCUCCGGUUAAAGAAGGGAAAAUUUAAUAUGAAGAAGUAACUUUUAUUCCAAAUAAAGCCGUUGAAAUUCGAUGUUCAAGUAUAAUGGGUGACAAUUAAAAAAAUUAAAAGAUCGUUAUUUUCUAAAUCAUCAAAGAGAAUUUUUUUUUAAAUUAUAGUAAUUAUAAAAUAUUAUAACAAUUAUGAUUUCA